Messenger RNA from Schistosoma haematobium, 3355 nucleotides. RefSeq names its product Annexin A6. Bases 1226 to 2020 code for a protein of 264 amino acids. Gene Ontology annotation, molecular function: calcium-dependent phospholipid binding; calcium ion binding. Lineage: Eukaryota; Metazoa; Platyhelminthes; Trematoda; Strigeidida; Schistosomatidae. Gene Ontology annotation, cellular component: cytoplasm. The record is from RefSeq and is a predicted model, not a curated record. The transcript is spliced from 6 exons.
AAUCAGAUUCACUAGGAAACUUGAUAUGUCGUCAUUUCCUUUAGUUAUCUCCUUGGAAUUACUUUUCAGUUAAUAAGAGUGUCUAAGAUAUAAAUACUUUGAAAUAUUGGAAAUUCCUAUCUUGUAAUGUAGAACAAUUCAACAUAUAAGCAAACAUGAUUUGUCUCAGUCGGAUCUUUAUAAGUCAUUGUUUAAAUAUACAGUAAUAUUUAUAUGCAUAUUUAUUAGAAGAUAGUUUGUGAGAUAAUGAUAGUGAAAUAAAUUAAAUAGCUAAGUAAUAAGUAGGACGAAGUGGAGAUUGAUAUUGUGAUGAUAAAUGUGUCAAAAAUGGUCAGGAUACAUUACACAAACAGCACAAUUAUCGGAAACUGAAACAUCAACAACUGGAGCAUUAUCACAAAAUCAGCAAAAAACGGAUAACCUGUGAGACAUAGCAUCGAUGAUUGCUUACAAAAAUGGUGUAGCUAAAACUCCUACCGUUAACGUGACCAAAGGUGGGAAAUUCAGAACUCACUACGGCAAUAAGUUGUCUUAUUAGAGUUUGUAAAAAGAGGUAUAAGAAUGAUCAGUAUGGGGGAUUUGUCGACGUUGUAGCAUAUUCAUAUUUUAUGUGACGGACUGAUCUUAGCUAGAUCAUCAUUGGAAACCUGAAAGUACUGGACGAACAUUUCGUGUCAGUAUAGGAAUCCUCAGCAGUGGAUAUCCACGACACUUCACGUGACAAUCAAACUCAGGACCUCUAUGCUAAUAAUAAACAUGUGUUCACUAGUGAUCAGAUUUAAGAUGUAACUCCAGGAAUUCUAGUGUAUACUCAUAAUAAUAAUAAUAAUAAUAAUAAUAAUAAUAAUAAUAAAACUUUGAAGUGAUGAUCACUGAUGCAUGUGUUGAAGAUGAGACAUCGGAGAAGAAUGUUAUUGAAUUAACUAAUAAACUUUUGAACUUCUUAAAAGCCUCUAAAAAAUGUUUCUAUAUUCAUAAUACUGGCUGAUAAUUUCAAAAUAACCUGGAACAGAUGAAAAAUGUAUUUUGUUUAUGCCAUGAAAAUCUGUCGACAUUGUGAAGGCCAGUUGUUUGUUUCUUCCGACUAACUUAACCAAUCCUCUUACUGUUACAUUUUCAUUUCAGCCAAUUGACUCAUCACACUAGUGACCUAGACGAAACAAAAAUCAAUCUAUUAACAGUUUUUGUGCAUAACACACUCACUCUAAGUAUAUCAGAUUAACUGAUGGAUUUAGAUUUCUCUUAUCUCUCUGUGGUGGAUAGCUCAAAUGAGACUCAACAAUCUAAUACAAAUUAUCUAGGUAAACCUCCAAUAGAACAUGCUUGUUUAUCGAUAGGAAGCUCAAUAAAUUCAAAUAAAGCUGAAUAUAAUAUGGAUGGAAAAAUUGAAACCACGUUGUGUGAAUUUUCCGGACAAUCAGACACACCUUUGAGUGUACCUAGUGUUUUUCCAAAUGUUCCUCUGCUUGAAUCAUGUCAGUUUAAUGACUUUUUUGGAACUUCCAGAGUAUUUGGAUAUGGUGAAUCAGUUCCUUACGAAGAUAUAAUGAAACCAACAUUAACACCUAAAGAGGAUUUCUGUGUUGAACAUGACUGUGAACGUUUAAUGAAUGCUAUGGAUAGAUUAAAGAUUAGAGAAAAAGAAAUCGUUGAUGUAAUGGGUCGUCGAUCUGUUGUUCAACGUAUAGCAAUUCUACAAAAAUAUAAAUUUCUGUAUAUAGACAAUUUAUUCGCCAUAUUUAAUUCUAUAUUAACUGGAUGUUUAAAAGAUUGUUUGAUUGCGUUGUGCUAUACACCAGCAGAAUUUGAUGCAAUAGAACUUCAUAGAGCAAUGAGAGGAACUGAUACUGAUGAAGAUACAAUAAUUGAAAUUCUUUGUACAAGAACGAAUGAACAAAUCAGAAGAAUUAAGAAUGUUUAUCCAAAAUUAUUCUAUGGACGUGAUUUAGAAGAUGAUGUGAACGAUAAUACUGAACAUCCUUUUAAAUCAAUAUAUAUAGCUUUACUGAAAUGCGAAUAGAGAUGAAUUCACAUUUAUAGAUGGAAAUCUUGUACGAAGAGAUGUGGAAGAACUACUUAGAGCAAUGAAACAAGACAUUAAAAUUGAUGAAUCAAAAUUCAUGCCUAUCUUGAUUACACGAUCCUAUGGUCACUUACGAGCUGUAUUCAAUGAAUAUUCGUUACAUAGUGAACGUGAUUUGGAAGAGGAAAUGCGUGGACAUGCAGUCGAUUGUAUACUGUCUAUUGUCCGUUGUAUACAAAAUAGACCAAGAUAUUUUGCUGAAAAAUUAGUCAAGGCUACGGAAAAUGCAGAAAAAGAUUAUGGAACAAUUAAUCGAAUUAUUGUCUCUCGUUGUGAAGUUGAUAUGGGACGAAUUAUGGAAGAAUUUCUUGAUUUAAAGGGAGAACCAUUAUAUAAGUGUAUAGAAUGUUUUAGAAACGACUCAUCAAACCAGAUAAAAUCAAUUAUUGAACGAAUUUAUUGAAUUGGGCACUGAAUAAUUAUCGAUGUCUGUUAUUGAAGCUUAUCAACGGAUAAUCUACUUACCAAUUACAUUAUUAAUCAUAUAUUUACAUUGAUUAAAGUCAUCAAACAAUUACGAAGUUAUUCUGUAGACGUCAACGAUUUCCGGCUUCACAAAAUAUAUUUCUUGACAUGUUUCGAUUCACAAUGAACAAAAGCCAUUUCCUCCUUUAACAAGAAUUGUAUUAACAAAUGAAAAUAUUAUUAUUCACACUUAUUUUAUCUCCUUAUCUCCUCUCUCCGUCUUCUCUCUCCCUCUGUCUUUACCCUAUACUCCAUUUGAUUAAUCUCCUAACAAAAUGUAGUAAUAAGAUACGUUCGCUUAACUAUUCUGCUUAAAUGAAUACAAUUAUUUUGUUAUAAGAUUGAUUUGUUCAAGUUUUCAUUGAGAGGAGUGAGUGGUGUGAAGCAAGUUGAAAGAUAUUAGUUUAUUCAACUGAAUGAUCAUUAGGUUGUUUAUCAUGAGUCCUCCAACAAUUCAAAUCGGAGAACAACAAAGGAGAGAUACAUUCAGUGUCACUUCAAGACUUUUAAACAAAUCAUGCAGCAAAUCAAACCGUGACUUCUUCAUGUUGUGUAUUGACCAGUUAGAAUGAAAUAUGCAUGUUUUAGAAUGCAUUCUGUUUUCGAUCUAGUAAUAGACAUUGAUUAAUCUGGUGAAGACCACCUCGUUGAACGAAUGUAUUUCACUCAACUUCAGUUUACUUAACAUUAAUCCUCAUCCUCCCAAUAAUAUUUUGUGCUGAUUGAAAAAUUAUGUAUACUUCAAUAAAGUAAUUGAUAACUGUAUUCCAGAUCAGUUUGAUUGCUAAAUACUUGAAAGUGCAUUAU